GUCUGGUCUACAAAUGGGUGAUGUAAUCACACACAUCGGCGCCGAUAUCUUUGCGUUCAUAACCCAAUUGGAGGACCGCUUGAAUAGUAUGAGUGAUGACCAGACGCUGACUCUAUCGGUGACCCGCGCCAUAAUUAGUGGCAGUUAUCUGUUUGAUCGGCAAAGACAUCACCUCAACAAUGGGUCCAAUAGUCAAUUCAAACCACAACAUUCCAUAAGGAGGGCCCGUAUGAGCGCAACGGCUGAUCACCCAAUGAGACAGAUAUACGAAAGAGUAUUGCCAUCCGUUGUGGUCAUAAGUAGUGAAGAGGGUUCGGGAACCGGUGUUAUAGUGGACAACACGGGACUGAUUGUCACCAAUAGCCAUGUGGUCAAAGACCAGGCAUACGUUUACAUACAUUUGAGACAAGCAUUUACUCAAUCGGAGCUCAUGUACGGCCACACCGACGACAACGACAGAGUGACAGCACUGAGGGGUCGAGUGAUGUACUGUAAGGCAAACUGCGAUUUAGCACUGAUUAGGGUUCACGUAAAGCCCGGCCUACUGUCGACGCUCACAAUCGACGACCACGUGGUGCCCAAACUGGGCGAACCGGUGCUCGCCAUCGGUAACCCUGAUAAUAUUAUUUUUAGUUACUGCGUGGGCGUUAUUACCGGUGUGGACCGUAGGGGCAGUAUAUGUUUGGGCACUGAAAUGUAUUAUCAAUGCACGACAGACGCCGACAAUCGGUAUAUCGUCCACUCGGCGCCUAUUAUUCACGGCUUUUCGGGCGGACCACUACUGGACUCGAGCGGCAAUCUUAUUGGUAUCAACUUUUCCGGUCAAUACAGCGAUCGCACGGCAAUCCAUGCCUCCGAUGUUAAACAAUUUAUCGAAAGGGGUCUUAAAUAUGAGAAACAAUUAAAUGAAAAAAGUCGUAAAUCGUUGGGAGUUUUGUUGGAAAAACAAUCGGAUAAUUCAUUUGAAGUGAUUAACAUUGGCUUUGAUAAUCCAUUGAAUCAAAACACUCUAACUGGUCUACAACUAAACAAUAUAAUCACAGCCAUCGGCGCCCUUCCCAUGACUGACAUUUGCCAGUUGAAGGACCACUUGAAUGGUAUGAUCGAUGGCCAGACACUAACCCUUUCGGUGACCCGUAAUGGCGAAGAGAUUGUCGUCAGUCUUAAGCCGUUUACUGGCGAUCGUCACAAAUGCUCUUCAUUU
Messenger RNA from Medioppia subpectinata, 1204 nucleotides. Lineage: Eukaryota; Metazoa; Arthropoda; Arachnida; Sarcoptiformes; Oppiidae. The record is from the annotation of a GenBank genome assembly.